AAACUACGAAUAGCAAGUACCUUUGGCGACUUCAAGUUCAAUGUUAUAUAGCGCUCGGAAGAAAGUUACACUUGCAUUUCGAUGGUGUAUGUUGUGCCGUUCGUUGCGAAUUACUAGUCUUGCUAAGGUGUACUUUUUUUACAAGUGUACUUACACAAAUAAACGAUGGCUCCUAAUUUGCUAGGAAAUUCAACGUUAUUUCUCGCUGAAACAAAUUCAGCCGAACCAAUACAGAUUAUUAGUAAACCAGGACUGCAAGAUGUACUACCGCAAGUAAAGCCACAAAUUUCCAGCAGAUCUUCUGUGUCCCAAUAUAGAUGGCAGAUUGUAUGGAGAAACGUUUUGAUAUUUAUAUACUUGCACAUUGCUGGUAUUUAUGGAUUAUAUUAUGCUAUUGCUCAAGCGCAAUGGAAAACUCUUCUCUGGGGAUAUUUAGUUAUUCUAGCAUCAGGAAUUGGCGUAACAGCAGGAGCGCACAGACUGUGGGCCCAUCGCACAUACAAAGCUAAACUUCCAUUACGAAUUUACUUAGCUUUUUGUCAAACUGUUGCUUUACAAAAUGACAUCUACGAAUGGGUGCGAGACCAUCGAGUUCAUCACAAAUUCACAGAUACAGACGCUGAUCCUCACAACUCUAAUCGAGGAUUCUUUUUCUCACACAUGGGAUGGUUAUUGGUUAAAAAACACAAGGAUGUUUUCGUCAAGGGCAAAACUGUGGAUAUGAGUGAUGUGGAAGCCGAUCCGGUGGUACGGUUUCAAAGAAAAUACUACAUAAUUCUAACUCCAAUUUUAACAUUUGUUUUUCCUGCUAUCGUUCCUUGGUACUUCUGGAACGAAACUCCCACUGUUUGCUUCUAUAGUGUCGCCAUCUUUAGAUAUAUUCUCACACUUCAUGGGACUUGGCUGGUAAAUAGUGCAGCUCAUAUUUGGGGCUAUAGACCCUAUGACAAAAACAUAAAUGCCACAGAAAACAAAAGCGUUUCAAUUCUCGCUUUCGGUGAAGGAUGGCACAACUAUCAUCAUGUCUUCCCUUGGGAUUACAAAGCCGCAGAAUUAGGAAACUACAGGAUGAAUUUUACUACGGCUUUUCUGGAUUUGAUGUCAAAAAUUGGACAGGCUUAUGAUUUGAAAACCGUGUCAGUUGAUAUGAUCAAUAAGAGAAGAAAGAGAACUGGAGAUGGUACUGGAUUGGUUGACGAGGAAUUGCUAGAAAAUGAAGAUAAACAUCACCACCAUCAUGAUGACAGCAUCUGGGGAUGGGGUGAUAAAGAUAUGAAACAAGAUGACAUGGAUAUGGUACAAGUGCAUAAUCCAAGUAGAGAGAAAUUUGAUUAAAAUUGAGUAUAUUUGCUGUGAUGUUUGGUUACCAGUAAUAUUUGAUUCUCUUGUUAUUUAUUGUUAUAUCUUUAAAUUGUAUCUAUUUAUAAUUUAUUUUUUCUGGUGGCUUUAUGUGUUAAAUAUUUCGCCAUGUUGUCGGUACUUUGUCAAGCUUUAUGUGUUUAAAUAAAUUGUAACCUACUUGUUUUAAUUUUCAUAAGCCUAAAUCUGUGUUAUGUUUGUCAUUGUAAUUUCUAAGUUAAAGUAUAUAUAAAUAAAUGCAAUACUUUUCAGAUUUUGGAA
Molecule: messenger RNA, 1620 nt
Organism: Tribolium castaneum (red flour beetle)
Lineage: Eukaryota; Metazoa; Arthropoda; Insecta; Coleoptera; Tenebrionidae
Product: acyl-CoA Delta(11) desaturase-like
Exons: 5
Coding region: 166-1335 (389 amino acids)
Biological process (GO): unsaturated fatty acid biosynthetic process
Cellular component (GO): endoplasmic reticulum membrane
Molecular function (GO): iron ion binding; stearoyl-CoA 9-desaturase activity
Source: RefSeq, a predicted model, not a curated record